AUGUGGUCAGGAAAGCGGGACACUUCGAAUGCCUUACUGCCAGCCUUGGGAGAUGCCCUCUGGACGGUGGCCGCUGUCGCUGCUCCCAAAGACCUUCGAAGGCUUGCACACGUGUCUCCCGCUGUGAACGCAUUGCUCUCUCCCGUGGCGGAAAGAACUGCGCGGAUCUCGGAGCUGACUCGCUCCUUAAACUGCCUGCCUGUCCAGUUUGCCUUCCCCUUGGCCAACUUGGGCCAAAAAUGGCUCGAGGAGGCUUUGGCGCAGUUCAGCGUGCUGAAACUGUUACGCUGGCGCGAAAAGGCCGGUCAACUGGCAGGCUGGGUCCCCACAGAGGAAGAUCGAUGGCCCGCGUUGCGUUCGCGGGCAGCAUUGCUUGGUGCCAUGGCGGCGGUACAGGCGGCUAAGCCAGAAAACCGACUGCUCUUUGCGGCGGUCCUGAGGCUUCAGCCUUGGGAGGGACAAAUGCAAGAAACCCAGGAAACACAGGACGCGCUUGUGGAGGAGAGGGAGAGGUCGGAAAGGUCGGAGAUCAAGACAGCCCCCUUGGCUUUCGAGUGGGCCGAUGGCCCAGCAGCAGACCCUUUGCAGAUGGCGCUGCAGCUGCACUUCCUCGGCGACAACGAAGCACGGCUGAAUCUGGAGAUGAUCUCAGGUGGUUGGUCCGACUGGUCCCAAAGCUGGUCGACGCAAGCUGGCACGCUUGAAGCUGCCGUCACGGUGGUGGUCAUGCUGCCAAAUGAGAGCCGCCUCCUGCUGGAUGCUUGUGGCAGCCUCUUCGCCUUGUCAAAGGGGAUCUACCGGGGCUCCUUGGUGGCCAUGCCUCCACUGGAAUCGCUGGAUGGGAUUGGGCAGUCCAUGCAGUCCCUCCGCCAACUCCUAGAAAGCGGUCUGCCUGCCGUUGUUUCUUUGGGCGCCCUCCGGUGGGGCUGCUGGGCUGGAACAAUUUCCCUGCCCUGA
Molecule: messenger RNA, 957 nt
Organism: Symbiodinium natans
Lineage: Eukaryota; Dinophyceae; Suessiales; Symbiodiniaceae
Source: the annotation of a GenBank genome assembly